UUUAGUCUUAAUUUAGCAUCGAAAAAAAGAAAAGCCUUCCUAAAUUGCUAAACCUUCAAUCAGUCCGUGUGUAACAAAGGAGGAAAUUUCCAUCAAGCCCUUUCCGAAAGGGUCGCUUUUAAAGACCAAAUUUAAUAUCCGAAAGGUGGUUCUUGUGCACAUCACGUGAAACGCAGCCAGAAAUAUGCACAAAGUAGACGACAAUGCAUUAACCCGGAUGCUAUCUGCCUACAGAGAUCCGACAACAACCAAAAAGGACGUAAUCAAUGUACUGCGUAUCUACCAUGGACUUCAACAUCGAAUAGAAGAGUAUGUGUUCAAUGAUGGCAACACUAAACUGCUACUCAACCUACAUGGUACGAUCCCGGUAAAGUUCAAGGGCAACACGUACAAUAUUCCGAUCUGCAUCUGGCUUAUGGACACGCACCCGAAGAACGCACCGAUCUGCUACGUUAAACCGACGGCUGAGAUGCGUAUUAAGGUGUCAUCGUACGUGGAUUUCAACGGAAAAAUAUAUUUGCCAUACCUACACGAUUGGAAUCCGAAAAACGCUGAUCUGCUAGAUCUGAUUCAAAUCAUGACUGUUACAUUCGGGGAACUGCCACCAGUGUAUUCCAAAGGGCCGGAUACAUACCCUAAACAGCCAUCGUUCAUGCCACCAACUAGCACAUCCUAUAUGCCUGCAUAUCCUGCGCAAGCUUAUCCACCUUAUCCAGUAUCGGGUGCUGGUUAUAACAACUACGGGCAACCGACACCUGGCCUUUCGACAGGAGCUACGGGUCAGGGAUAUCUGCCAUAUGGAAUGCCUUCGUAUCCGACUCCCAUGUCGACAACGCCGGCAAUAAACCAAGGAACUGGUACGAUCACCGAGGAACACAUUCGAGCUUCACUGAUAAGUGCGGUGGAAGACAAACUGAAGCGACGCGUACAGGAGAAAGUGAACCAAUGUCAGGCUGAAAUACAGACGCUCAAACGGACGCAAUUGGAACUAAAUGAAGGGCAAGUCAAAAUCCAAGACUUAGUUUCACGGCUGCAGCGGGAUGAGCAAGAACUGACAAAGAGCAUCGCCGUACUGAAAGAUAAGGAGAAGGAGCUGGAGCGAGAACUGGGAUCGCUCGAACAGGUAGACACCAUCGAUGUCGAUGAAGCGGUCACGACUACUGCACCGCUCUAUAAGCAACUAUUGAAUGCGUACGCCGAAGAAGCUGCCAUCGAGGAUGCAACGUAUUUCAUGGGCGAAGCAUUGCGCAGUGGAGUGAUUGAUCUGGAAGUGUUCCUUAAACAGAUUCGACAGUUGUCCCGCAAGCAGUUUAUGUUACGAGCGCUGAUGCAAAAGUGUCGACAAAAGGCUGGUUUAAGUGGUUAGAAUAGGAGAUCGUGUGUCCAUUACUUUUCGUAGCACGUAGUUUGCCAUUAUUGCACCUGUCUAUCAUCAGAAUCCAGAGAACUUGGCCACGUCUAGCCAUUAUUUUCACUGUAUAAUCGUGAUAUUGUUCUAUUUUCUCCGAAAGGGUCCGAAUAAUUCGUUCGAAAAUAUCAACUCGAUAGUAACAAUACACAGAUAAC
This is a messenger RNA of Anopheles bellator, 1566 nucleotides long. It is a transcript of the gene TSG101, whose product is annotated as tumor susceptibility gene 101 protein. Gene Ontology annotation, molecular function: ubiquitin binding. Bases 185 to 1366 code for a protein of 393 amino acids. NCBI's taxonomy places the organism in Eukaryota, Metazoa, Arthropoda, Insecta, Diptera, Culicidae. Gene Ontology annotation, cellular component: ESCRT I complex. Gene Ontology annotation, biological process: protein modification process; protein transport; endosome to lysosome transport. The transcript is spliced from 7 exons. The record is from RefSeq and is a predicted model, not a curated record.